Messenger RNA from Alnus glutinosa, 1698 nucleotides. RefSeq names its product probable folate-biopterin transporter 7. The coding region runs from base 119 to 1444 and encodes 441 amino acids. Gene Ontology annotation, cellular component: membrane. Lineage: Eukaryota; Viridiplantae; Streptophyta; Magnoliopsida; Fagales; Betulaceae. The record is from RefSeq and is a predicted model, not a curated record. The transcript has 2 exons.
UCCUUAUAGUGCACCUACCGUAUCAAAUAUCAAUCCCCGGAUCAGGAUGUCUAAAACCCAAAAAGCCGGAUAUUUCCAUUUCAAGUUACACUGAUCUCCGACUCUCGCUUAAGUUCCAAUGGUCUCGUCGGAGGGCAGGAGCCCGGACCCGAACCCGAUCUGGAAGCUUCUCGGGUUCGGGUUCUGGGUGCAAGGGUUCAGGUGCUUCCCGUGGAUGGCCGUGAACUUCUUUCUGAAGGACGGGCUCAAUGUGGACCCCUCCACGCUGCAGCUCCUACAGAACUCGGCCAACCUUCCAAUGGUCGCCAAGCCCCUCUACGGCGUCGUUUCGGACGCCGUCUACGUCGCCGGCCAGCACCGCAUUCCCUACAUCGCCGUCGGAGCUUUAUUACAAGCAGUUUCAUGGCUAGCUAUAGCAAUGCUCUCCCCGUCAAGCACCUCUAUCUUCAGCAUCACCCUAUAUCUCCUACUUAGUAACCUUGGUGCUUCAAUAGCUGAGGUUGCUAAUGACGCAAUUGUCGCAGAGGUAGGAAAACAACUGACUUCCUCAUCUAAAAGUUCUCAACCAUCUUCCUCAGGAGAGCUCCAAUCAUAUGUUUGGAUGGCUUCCUCUGCUGGUGGAGUCCUUGGAAACCUCAUAGGCGGUAUUGCCAUUGAUCGAUGCUCCCCGCAAACUAUAUUCUUGUUUUCCGGCCUUCUCCUUGCUCUCCAGUUUUUCAUAACCAUUUCUGUUCGCGAAAGCUCUCUUAACCUUCCCAAGAGCGCAGCCGAUGCUGGGAUUAGAAAACAACUUUCAGACCUCUCAGUUGCAUUAAGAAAACCUGAGAUUGCUUACUCAUUAACAUGGUUUGCAGCAUCUUAUGCCAUGAUUCCAGCACUAACAGGCACCAUGUUCUUUUACCAGACACAGUAUUUGAAGAUUGAAUCAUCGGUAUUGGGUCUCUCUAAGGUCUUUGGUCAGGCAGCGAUGCUUCUGUGGAGCAUCAUUUACAAUCGUUACUUGAAGUCGGUCCCACCCAGGAAACUGAUUUCAGCCAUUCAGGUAUUGAUGGCGGUAUUUAUGAUAUCGGAUGUGUUGUUUGUUAAGGGGUUUUAUCGACAGAUGGGUGUCCCGGACUCUGCCUAUGUUGUGAUCUUCUCAGGCUUGCUGGAGGUUCUCUUCUUUUUCAAGAUUCUGCCAUUCACAGUUCUGAUAGCGCAGUUCUGCCCUCCAGGAUGUGAAGGAUCUCUAAUGGCAUUUGUCAUGUCUGCCAUAGCCCUUGCAUUCAUAGUGAGUGGAUACCUUGGCGUUGCACUUGCAUCCUAUGUUGGGGUUACAGGAAAUGAUUUUUCAGGACUCCCGCUUGGUCUCCUCAUACAGGCAGUGUGCACGAUUUUGCCACUUUAUUGGUCGUCGUGUAUAUCUCACUAUGUGAAAUCCAAAUCCAGGAGGAAAAAGGAGUGACUCGUGAUAAUAGUAUUCUGCACAACAUUUAUUUAUUUAUUUUCAUUUCUUUUGGUAUAUACUGUCAUUCUCAAUAUUACCGUGUUUCAAUUAACAAAUAAUCGUGUUUAGAUUUCUCAAAGUUGAGUCUUUUUUUAGCUUAUUAGGUGUAUUCAUACAAUGGCGGAGGAUUUGAAUGCUACAUUCUAUAGAGGGCCUUUUGUUCCGAAUUGUGUAUCGAAUGUCUAUUUAUGUAAUCUCCUUUUUGGUUGGAA